GUUCUUCCUCAUCAGUGCGCAUUUAUUCAGAGCCAAACAAACAAAAGUACAAAACCCUCUCUCUCUCUCUCCAUCUCUCUCUCUCUCUCUCCAUCUCUCUCUCUCACGCACACAUUCACACGCCCACACACCCACCGGUCUUUCUGAAAAGUCUAAUAAAACCUAUUGUAGCAGCCAGAACGGUGAAUGGUGUUCCCAAAAUGGGUGGUUAAGACACACAAUACACAUAAACACACUCUUUCAAGUCCUCAUCUUUCUUCUCUACCAACUACUCCACCAUGCUCUACGGGCUUCUCCCUUUGUUGGGAAUGUUGGCUUUUCUUGGAAUGCAGCUUCCUGUCAUAAUGGCUGAUUGCCCUUUGAAUUUUACUGGUUCAAACUUCACACUUGCAUCCUCUCUAUGCUCUAACCAUGGUGACAGAGGAAAAUGCUGCCGAUACAUCAAUACUAAUGUUGCAAUUGCUGUUUCUCGUUUUGCUAAUGCAACAGGCAACCUAGGGGUCUCUCAAAAUGCGACUGACAUCUGCCUCCAAACUAUAUUUCAAACCUUGCAACUUAAUGGAGUUGCACAAAAUGCAACAGCUUUCUGUGGUUUCGGAACAAAAAUUCCUGUUAAUUAUGUAUGUAAGGGGAGAACUAGUGUUGUCCAAAUGCUGCAAUCCCCCAGAUUUACGGAGGUCACAAAAAAUUGCAAAGCGCCACUUGGAGAGGAAAGUAAAUGUAAGAAGUGUUUAAAUGCUGGCAUUGGUUAUCUGCAUCAUAUCGGAAUUGAAGAUAAUAUAACACUUAGUACAUGUCGUGAUGCCACUUUUGCUGCAUUAGCAAGCCAAGUUGAUGAGAUAUCUACCAUUGACAUUGCAAUUUGUUUCUUUGGGGUUCAAGGACUUCUCAAGCUUCCUGUUUUAGAGUCAACCCCAUCCUUGCCUGCUCCUAAGGCUUCUCCAAGCCCACCUGUUUCUGAUGGCCCAAGUCAACCAUUGUUAAGUGCACCUUUAAAGGGAAAGCAUCAUUCAUAUCGUUUGACGUUAGUUCCAGGUAUUGCUAUUGCAGUUACAGCUGUUGCUGUUAUCACACUCAUAGUCUUGAUAGUUCUAAUUCGCCAGAAAAGCAGAGAGCUAGACAAGCCUGAUAAUUUUGGUAAACCCUGUUCGAAAACCUUACCUCCUUGUACAACAUGGAAAUUUCAGGAAGGUUCUUCAUCUAUGUUCCGAAAAUUCAGCUACAAGGAGAUAAAAAGGGCUACAGAGGAUUUUAGUACUAUCAUUGGUCAAGGGGGAUUUGGAACUGUGUAUAAAGCUGAUUUUUCUGAUGGCCUGGUCGCAGCAGUAAAACGGAUGAACAGAAUAUCUGAGCAGGGAGAGGAUGAGUUCUGCAGAGAAAUUGAGCUUCUUGCCCGGCUGCACCAUCGGCAUCUUGUUUCCUUGAGAGGCUUUUGCAUUCAAAAACGUGAGAGGUAUCUGUUUCUGUGUUUUUUAUAUUCUUCGACAUAUAUACCAAUGAAUCAAACUCUUCUGAAUGUCUAUGGCAGGUUUCUAUUGUAUGAGUACAUGGGAAAUGGAAGCUUGAAAGAUCAUCUUCAUUCCCCUGGUAAAACACCUUUAAGUUGGCGAACAAGAAUCCAAAUUGCCAUUGAUGUGGCCAAUGCCCUGGAGUACCUCCAUUUCUAUUGCGAUCCUCCUCUGUGUCACAGAGAUAUUAAAUCUAGCAACACUUUACUGGAUGAGAACUUUGUUGCCAAGAUAGCUGAUUUUGGUCUUGCACAAGCUUCAAAAGAUGGAUCGGUAUGCUUUGAACCUGUAAACACUGAAAUUCGGGGAACUCCGGGUUAUAUGGAUCCUGAGUAUGUUGUUACUCAAGAGCUCACCGAGAAAAGUGACAUAUACAGUUUUGGGGUAUUACUACUUGAAAUUGUAACAGGAAGACGAGCCAUUCAAGAUAAUAAGAAUCUAGUAGAAUGGGCCCAACCAUACAUGGAAUCAGAUACGAGAUUAUUGGAGCUAGUAGAUCCCAAUGUGAGGGAGUCUUUUGACUUGGAUCAGCUCCAAACAGUAAUCUCUAUAGUAGCAUGGUGCACCCAUAGAGAAGGAAGGGCAAGGCCUUCAAUAAAACAGGUACUUAGGCUUCUGUAUGAGACAUCAGAACCAAUGCACAGUGAGUUUCUACAAACUGUUGAAGAUGAAGAAUGUCAGGGAAGUCAGCACAGAGGCAGAAGAAGCAAGGGGAAAAUGCUCAGAAAUGAAGCAUUGUUUCACAGCGGAGAGGGAAGAUAUCUUGCUUCAUCUUCGAGUACAUCCCGGUCAUAUUGCAGUAGAAGUUUUUUACUUGAGACUGGCUCUCCACAGUCUCCGCCAAAUAUGUUCUCUGUGUGAAACAUCGAUAGAUUCUUCAAGUUGACUUGAGUUUUAAAUUUCUCAUUUACUCUGACUUCAAAUUUGUGGAUUUUUGGGAAGUAGGAGAAAGUCUAUAUGAAAAUCAUGGGAGAAAUGAGAAAUAUAGUACUUCAUUUUCUU
Molecule: messenger RNA, 2510 nt
Organism: Vigna angularis (adzuki bean)
Lineage: Eukaryota; Viridiplantae; Streptophyta; Magnoliopsida; Fabales; Fabaceae
Product: probable receptor-like protein kinase At1g49730
Exons: 8
Coding region: 279-2369 (696 amino acids)
Biological process (GO): protein phosphorylation
Molecular function (GO): protein kinase activity; ATP binding
Source: RefSeq, a predicted model, not a curated record